UCAAACUCUUACCACCUCAUCCUCUCUGUGCACCACCAACCAUGGCCAAUGCUGCUGCUCUUGGUCCGCAGCCUGACUUCACCGUCAUGGCGGCCGGUUGCGACGAGACGGCCAACACUCUCACCAACACGGCCAAUACUUUCGCCAACGCUUUCACCAACAUGGCGGUACAAAUUCGAAACUGCCAGAAUUUGCCGACUGUGCGAGGCGACAACGAGGUCGUGACUUUGUUGCGGCGCAUUGAUGAACGACUCGAUCGCAUGGAGGAACGACUCGAUCGCAUGGAGGAACGACUCGAUCGCAUGGAGUUGCGCUUUGACAACCGCAUGGACCGCCUUGAGAGCGAGAUUCGUCGUGUCAACGUGCACCAGCUGAACAACCAAGCGCGCCUCGAGAACAGCCACAUGAUCGCCGGCAGCGUCGAUGAGGACCUCGCGCCGCUCUAUUCGUUGACGGCCGCCAAUGCCCAGCCCCAAGUUAUCGCAAACUUCCCCUCCCGCAUCGAGGACAUCAGCCAGUUGGAAGGUGGACGAGUCAACGAGUUGCUCCGCCAUUUGGAGCAGGGUACUACCGGGAACCUGGCCCAGCGCAAGACGAGGCUCAAGAAAGCGGUAGGGGGGUACAUGCGCCACACUGGCGUGAAGGUCUAAGCUCUGCGGCAUUCCUACUAGCGUUUGGGGCAAGGCAUUGUUUGUUAGCACUAGCAUUAGGCUGGAGUUACGGAUUUGCAUGCGGUGGCUACGGAAGCCGACUGGCGAAAGAGAGGCCUCAUUAGGUAAUUCACUCGAAUAGCA
Molecule: messenger RNA, 794 nt
Organism: Trematosphaeria pertusa
Lineage: Eukaryota; Fungi; Ascomycota; Dothideomycetes; Pleosporales; Trematosphaeriaceae
Exons: 2
Coding region: 42-650 (202 amino acids)
Source: RefSeq, a predicted model, not a curated record